Messenger RNA from Carassius auratus (goldfish), 1927 nucleotides. RefSeq lists its product as uncharacterized. Bases 534 to 1070 code for a protein of 178 amino acids. Lineage: Eukaryota; Metazoa; Chordata; Actinopteri; Cypriniformes; Cyprinidae. The transcript is spliced from 7 exons. The record is from RefSeq and is a predicted model, not a curated record.
GAUUCUCCUGGGCACUGCGCGAAGUAUGGAUCCUACUCUCUGAUAGAGGACAGAGUGAACAAGGUGGUGGAUGUUCAGCUUGUUCAGAGCUCAGAGGUCCCCAACAGCUCAUGGUGUGAGCUUGAAGGGCUCAAGCGCAGUGUUGACCUGUUGAAGGGAAAGGACCUGCAUUUGGCAACGCUGAUCGCGGACCGUCAUCGCCAGUUAUUUACAAUAAAAAUGAAGUGUAGAAUGUAAAUAUCUGAAUUGCAUUGAAGCUGGAUGUUUGUGGUUUGCUGAUGCACUGAGGGCCACACAGGUCAAUCAUCCACAAAAGUUUGUUUAUUUCUCCUUAGGUUGCCAAAUGGGUGAGAGAGGAGCUGAGCCCUGAAGGGACACAUCAUUAUUUUGAUGUGUGGCACAUUGCCAAAAGUCUGGGGAAGGCAUUGGAUGCAGCUUCAAAAGAGUGUGACCAACUACAGUUGUGGAGGCCUGCUAUAGUGAAUCACCUCUAUUGGACUGCAGCCUCAACCCCAGAUGGCAACCCAGCGGUCAUGGAGGCCAAAUGGAGAAGUUUAGUCAACCACAUCCAGGACAUUCAUGACCAUGACACCCCUGCCUUCUCCAGUUGUGCCCAUGGCCCUCUAGAUGGGGAUCAGUGCAACAAAGAGUGGUUGGACCCAGGCUCAUUGGCAGCAGUAAAGUUGGAGAACAUAAUCAUGAGGACUGCCUUACUGAAAGAUGUUCGACAGCUGUCUCCACAGCACCAGACCUUCUCCCUUGAGGCUUACCACUCCCUCAUCUUGCACUUUGCGCCCAAGCACACAGGGUUUUCAUACCUUGGGAUGUAUAGCAGGCUUCUCUUAGCGGCGCUGCAUUAUAAUCACAAUGCCAACCGCGAGACAGCACGGAGAAGUGAUGGGACGGAGAAGUACUGCGUGCGGUAUCCGCGCUUCAAAAAAGGUGCCCAUGUGGUGCUUCCCAUCAAAGAGGCAGCCUCAUACGGUUAUGCAACAUCAUUAAUGAAGGCCCUUCGGGAAAGCUACACCAAUUCACCUUCAGCUCUUCGAGAGACAAGUCCAAUGAUUUAGUUGUAAGUAUUUAUUUUAGUUGUUAGUUAUCUUCUUUCCUUCUGUCCCUGUCAUCUCAUUUGGUGGUGGUUUCCUGCAUGCUGCAUGGUUUGUUUUUUCUUUGUGUGCUAUUGCUUUGGUUUUACUUUGCACAAAAUUAUUACUUUUUUCCGUCUUUGUAAGUGGCAAUAAUUGUCGCUGUACCCCAUUCAAGGGGUCCUGCAUGCUGCAUGUCUGCUCCUCUGUCUGUUAUUUGCAUGAAAUGUGUUGUAUGUAAUUAAAAAUAAUUUACCAAUCAUUUUACCUGUGCCUUGUUAACCUCUGCGGUGUUGUCUGGGCUCACUGUGUGUCUGCUUGAUGUGCUUUUGCGUGUGUGUGUGAGAGAGAGAAACAAAAGAAACUGUGCAAACGUUUCAGGUCAGUAAUCUUCGUCCUUGUUCAGUAAAUGUUCAGUAACCGUUACAAGUAAUGCCAAUAAACUGUGUUUUCUUAUCAAAAUUCAUGUGUUCUGUGUACUUUAUAACAUUUUAAGGGCAAUUUGGGGAUCACAACAGAGUAAGCAAUUAUUUUUAUUCAUUUUCAUCCAAACGAGGCCAUUGAAAGCCCUGAUAGGUCUGGUCACCACUUUGAAAUUGUUGUCUGAUGGUUGAAACCACACAAGAGGGUAGAGGCUUCCUUAUACUCCUGCCUAAAACUCCAUAAGCCCAGUGUAUAGCCUGCCUGUACGCAGUGUACCGGUAUUGCCUAGGGAUAAGUAGGAAAGAUUCUUAAGUUUAAAACUGUAAGUAGGUUGGAAACCUACUUUGCGUUGAGAGCAUGUGGAAACUGUGACAUUACUGUGAUGGAAAAACCAUCAUCCAAAAUGAACCAUGGCUUAC